Molecule: messenger RNA, 654 nt
Organism: Naegleria gruberi
Lineage: Eukaryota; Heterolobosea; Eutetramitea; Acrasida; Naegleriidae
Exons: 1
Coding region: 1-654 (217 amino acids)
Source: RefSeq, a predicted model, not a curated record
AUGCCAAACAAUUCCCAAAAACAAAAUUCAAUGGAACAAUAUGAUCCCGAAUUGAAAAAGAAAUUGAAAAUAUUAAAAAAGGAAUAUUUAAAACAAAAAGCAGAGUUGGAAAGAUUGGCACAAAUUGCACUUUGUCAACAAGAAGAAUUAAAACAAAAAGAUUAUCAAAUUAAGAAAUAUAAACAACAAUGUGAAGAACAAUCAAUUAAACUUUCAGAAUACGAAUCACAAUUACAAAUAGAACGAGAAUUAUGUGAAGGAGCUAUUAGAAUGAAAAAAUCACAACAAGGGACGGCGACAAAUGUUGCUGUUAAUAAUAAUCAAGAAAAGGAAAAAUCAAAUCAACCACUUUCAGAUAAUGAUCUUUCUCUAUUAUUAUUAGAUGAAGGAUUAACAACGAAGGAUAUUAUGGAAAAGACAUAUAAAUAUUUACAGGAUGAUACCUAUACUUUCAUGUUAAAUACAGAUGAAUAUCAGGAAGAAGAAACAAUUUCAUCACUGAAACAGGAAAUUGCUGCAUUGAGAGAGGAAAAUUUCACACUCAGAGAAGAAAAACACAAACUCAAUAUUGAAAAGGUACAUUUAUAUGAACUAGUACAUGAUCUCAAUCAGAAUUAUCUUCGUUCCCAACAACCAAACAAUAACACAAAUUAA